AACGUCAGAUGAUGUUUUGAUGGCACGGGCGAAAAGGGGAAUGUUUUGUAAACAAAGCGUACGUCCUCUGUUGCGUUCGUGCGAAGAAAAGUUAAAACUGGGAAUUUUGCAAUUUUAGCAACGAUUAAAACACAAACAAAACGAUGCUAUCGGCAAUGAUAAAAGAUCAUCAAGCCAAGCAGGCGGCUAAAAAGGAAGAUCAAGAGCGUCGCCGAAAGGAAGCAAUCAUGUCUGCUAACGAGCUCACGCAAAACUUGGUUGACCAUCUUAAUGUCGGCGUGGCCCAAGCUUAUCUCAACCAGAAACGGCUGGAUGCGGAAGCCAAACAGCUGCAUGUUGGAGCUACGAACUUUGCCAAACAGACGUCCCAGUGGCUUGCGUUGAUUGAAAACUUCAAUGGAUCUUUGAAGGAAAUAGGAGACGUGGAAAACUGGGCCAAAACGAUUGAAAACGAUAUGAACGUUAUUACAACCGCACUGGAAAUCGCAUACAAAACAAGCAGAGAAAAAUGAAUGGCUGCAUUACCGGUUCCAAAGAAACCUUCAAUGAUUUCGGAAGCUUUUCUCGUGUGUACUAUGUUUCACACUUAUUAAUUAUGUUGUGCCGUUCUGUAAAAAUUGGUUUGUCAGGUGAAAUAUGAUUUUAAGUCACAUUCCGACCCUACUCCAUAACUCAGCCCUGCUUUUACCCUGUAGACAGCGUGUCGUUAAUUAAAAUAAUGGGUUUAUGUUCUUUGCUGAAGAUGAAAUAAAAGUAUUCUUAAGAAACAA
Molecule: messenger RNA, 770 nt
Organism: Anopheles funestus (African malaria mosquito)
Lineage: Eukaryota; Metazoa; Arthropoda; Insecta; Diptera; Culicidae
Gene: Blos1
Product: biogenesis of lysosome-related organelles complex 1 subunit 1
Exons: 4
Coding region: 144-512 (122 amino acids)
Biological process (GO): endosomal transport
Cellular component (GO): BLOC-1 complex
Source: RefSeq, a predicted model, not a curated record